UCACGUGACGGGUGGGAACUUUCGAACCCGGGAAACCAUUCAUUUAUUUUUGAUGUUAGUGAGUAAUUUAAUUAUUUUGAACCCCAGACAGGCCCUGUAGUGGUUUUGCCUCUCAAUAAAAGUUUAUAUUGCGAAAGCUUAGUAAUUCGCCACCAUGGGUAUUUAUCAAUCAAAAGGAAAGAUCCCUGAAGAAGUUUACAGAUUUUGGUCAGCUGUGGCAUCAUCCAUCCGUCUGGGAUGGUUGGGGACUGAUGAUAUGGCAAAGGAGAUGAAGGUGUGCCAGCUUGCCAUUUUCCCCAUGCUGUUGAAUGCCUCUGCUUUGCAAGGAGACAUUGUUGGUCUUGAGGGACACUUACAACAGGGAGCUGAUGUGUCUGUGUCAGACGGACAUGGGAGGACACCUCUCCACCUGGCUGCUGGUGAGGGGGAUGUCGAGACUGUCCGAUUCCUGCUGAAGAAGGGAGCGGAUGUCAACGUUAGGGAUUUUGCGAGAGAAACUGCUCUCCGAGAUGGCAUUCGCUGCAAGAGCAUAGAGGUUGUGUCCCAACUGAUGAGUGAGGGGGCUCACCUGGAGACAUCCUCUCUGGAACUGGGGGUUGAGAUGUGUUGCCUUGCAUUCUUGGGAGACUUCAAGCAGAUGGAGGUGUGGAAGCAGGCAGGAGUUAGCUUCAACUUUGCUGAUGCCGAUGGCAGAACUCCUCUGCAUGUGGCUGUCUGCACUAACCAGCCAGACAUGGUCAGGUUCUGCAUCAGGAACGGCUCCAGUCUUGAGCAACGCGACCUCUUCAACAACCAGCCGGUGGAUGAUGCUCGGCGUCUGGGUCUGCAAACCCUGGUGGAGAUGCUGAGCAAUGAGGCCCAGAAGGAAGCCUUCGAAAAAACCAAGAUCAAUGUGGAGGAGCAGAUGGCCAGAGGCCUGGUAGAACUCUCCCUGGUCCCAUAACAUGGACACAAUUAGCCCCAUUAUCCUUAUCUAGUACCUAAUUACCUAAUUUGUUCACUCUUUUUAAUUUUACAACUCAUUUGUCUCCUACUGAAAUGCUUAAUGUCAAAAUUGAUAAAUGUUGAGAAUUAUAUUUUGCUGUUUGCUCUUCUUUUAUUUUCUUAGCUCAUUUGCCCAU
Messenger RNA from Oncorhynchus kisutch (coho salmon), 1121 nucleotides. RefSeq names its product L-asparaginase. The transcript has 7 exons. The record is from RefSeq and is a predicted model, not a curated record. Lineage: Eukaryota; Metazoa; Chordata; Actinopteri; Salmoniformes; Salmonidae. The coding region runs from base 155 to 943 and encodes 262 amino acids. Gene Ontology annotation, molecular function: protein binding.